This is a messenger RNA of Vitis vinifera (wine grape), 1492 nucleotides long. RefSeq lists its product as uncharacterized. The transcript is spliced from 11 exons. Lineage: Eukaryota; Viridiplantae; Streptophyta; Magnoliopsida; Vitales; Vitaceae. Gene Ontology annotation, cellular component: endoplasmic reticulum membrane. The record is from RefSeq and is a predicted model, not a curated record. Bases 158 to 1168 code for a protein of 336 amino acids.
CAGAGUUGACCACUUGAGCCGUCCUAGGGUUGAGUCUUCUCACUUCUGGCGAGAGAGAAGGUGAAGAGAGGGUUGUUUGACGCCAACCGAUCGAGCUGUCACAUUGGAUCAUUUUCUCCUUACAGUACUUAAAAUAACUUGACGAAACAACUCCAGGAUGGGAUGGCUGUGGAUCAUCACGGAACUUUUGGUCAUUGCUGUGACCUUUGCGGCUUUAGGAUUAGGGUUUGCUAUAAUCUUCGAGUCGUUCAGGAGAAGACACAACAAUGCUCAUGUUGAAUCUGGUAAUGCAGUAUUCGAAGAUCCAAAUUCUUUGAAGCAGGUUCCUUGUCCUAAUAUUUCUGAUCCUGCUGAGAAGUAUAUAUCUUUGAUAAUUCCUGCAUUCAAUGAAGAGCUUAGACUUCCUGGAGCGCUUGAUGAAACCAUGAAUUAUCUUCAACAACGUGCAGCCAAGGAUAAGUCAUUUUCUUAUGAGGUGGUGAUUGUCGAUGAUGGAAGUGCUGAUGGGACAAACAGAGUAGCUUUUGACUUUGUAAAAAAAUACACAAUAGACAAUGUUAGGGUUAUACUUCUUGGAAGAAAUUAUGGUAAAGGAGAAGCUAUAAGACAAGGGAUGCUUCAUUCACGUGGUGAACUACUUCUGAUGCUGGAUGCUGAUGGGGCAACCAAGGUUACUGACCUAGAAAAACUUGAAAAUCAGAUUCACGUAGUUGCCAUGAAAGAAAUUCAGUUUGGAGAUUCAGCAACUGGCGAUUCAAGUUUAAGAAUUUCUGAUAUUCCACUUGCUGCAUUUGGUUCUCGUGCUCAUCUUGAGGAGAAAGCUCUGGCUACAAGGAAGUGGUACCGCAAUUUUUUAAUGAAGGGUUUCCAUGUUGUGGUUCUCUUAACUGCUGGUCCUGGAAUUCGGGAUACACAGUGUGGUUUUAAGAUGUUUACUAGGGCGGCUGCCCGAAAGCUUUUCACAAACAUCCGCUUGAAAAGGUGGUGCUUUGAUGUUGAGUUAGUCUAUCUAUGCAAAUGGUUUGGUAUUCCAAUGAUUGAGAUAUCUGUAAAUUGGUCUGAGAUUCCUGGUUCUAAGGUGAAUCCAUUAAGCAUUCCCAACAUGCUUUGGGAGCUUGCACUCAUGUCUGCUGGAUAUAGGACUGGUAUGUGGAAAAUUUCUACCUGAGUAUUUAUAUUUUGAAGUUGAUCCAAGACGAGUAGUCAUCUUUUUUGCCGCCUCCAGUUUGAUGCAAUUUCACAGACAGAAGUGACACCUGAUUAGGCAAACCUUAGGGGACACAAAUCUUCUUUCACUUUUGCACGAACAAAGAUUACUAAUUUCGUGAAUUUUUAUGCAAGCCAUGAUCUGACCUGGUAGUUCAGUUUGUAAAAUUAUACAAAGGAAACUACUAUUUUUAUUGUCUUUGUUCCUUACAAUUGCUGAUUAGACUAUAGAGUCAGGGAUGUCCACACAAGAAAAAGUUAAAAUAAAUGCUGGGAAAUUGUUUAA